AUGUCAUCGUCGGAUGUUUUUGACGUUCUUAAUAUUAAACAAAAAUCAAAAAGCCCUGACAAUGAACCAUCAACACCAUCGACACAUAAUAAUGUGUUGUUAACGGCAACCCGAACACCCAAACUUCAAAUAACAGGGAUGCAGAGAGAGUUGUAUAAUCUACUUGGUGAAAAUCAACCUCCAAUAGUGGUACAAAGUACUAGUCAAUUCAAAGAAAAGCGUGCCAUAUCUAAUACAAAGUCUACACCGUGGGUUCAAUCGAAUUUUAAACCACUCCAGGAAAAGAAAUUAAUUCUAAAGCAUUGGACCCGAGGUCCUAAAGAAGCUUCCACUGCUGAACCUGAAGAAUCCAAGUUUGCUAAAUUCAACACUCACCUUUCCAUUCCAUCUUUUACCCGGGAAGAAUAUGCAUCGUUUAUGAAUUUGAAAGACAAUAAUGAAAGUGCCGACGCUAGUUCAACAUGGGCUUUUGAAGAGGUAAUAUAUUUGUUUGAUUUAUGUAAACUAUAUGACAUCCGUUGGUUUAUUAUCAAUGAUAGAUAUUUGUUUGUCGAUUCCAAUGGGAAGAGGUCGGAUAGAUCAGUGGAAGAUCUGAAAGAAAUGUUUUAUAAAGUUAGUAAAAACUAUUUUAUUUUCAAAACUCCUAAGGAACCACUUAUUGGGACUUUAAACUUUGAUAAGGAAAAGGAAUUAGAAAGAAAGAAAUACUUAAAGAGAUUACUCUCACGCUCUGCCGCAGAAAUUGCUGAAGAAGAAGCAUUAAUCAUUGAGUCGAAGAAAUUCGAAAUGGCUGCCAAGAAAACUUUAAGUGAAAGAGAAUCCAUUUUAAGAUUACUUGAUUCACCAAUUUCGGAUCAAAACGUUUCAGAAUACUUGUCUUCUCAAGGAAUCGCUCAACUGUAUAAUAAUUUGGUCAACGAUAAGUCAAAAAAACGAAAGUAUGAAGGCCCGUUACCAGAAAAUCCAUGGAUGAAACAACAACAACAAUUUGCGCAACAAAGACAGCAAUUACAGCAAAUAACCGAAAAUGGUAAAAAAGUUGAUAACAAGGACCUACCAAGUAAAGUUGGCGUCGAAGGAAAUAAUACAAUAGGCAAUUCAUCUCCAAGGAAGAUCAAGAAACAAAAACAAGAAAUACAGACAACCAUAAAAAGAAAAGCAGAUGCGGCAUAUGCGGAACAUUUGUUGCAAAAUUUCAAUGAAGAGGAAAGGAAAUCAUUAGGUGUGACAGCCCAUGGUGAAAAAUUGGCACCAGGUGUUUAUUUAAGAUCUACAAAAAUACCAACGUUUAAGCCUGCUCUACAGAAUAAAGUCGAAACAAUCUUGCAGGAAAUUGGACUGCCCGUUAGGCCAGCUAUGCCAUCUUUCGAGGUUGUUCAAAAAUAUGAGGUAUUAAUAAAAAAAUUAUAA
Molecule: messenger RNA, 1410 nt
Organism: Naumovozyma dairenensis CBS 421
Lineage: Eukaryota; Fungi; Ascomycota; Saccharomycetes; Saccharomycetales; Saccharomycetaceae
Gene: SWC4
Product: Swc4p
Exons: 1
Coding region: 1-1410 (469 amino acids)
Biological process (GO): negative regulation of transcription by RNA polymerase II; DNA repair; chromatin remodeling
Cellular component (GO): Swr1 complex; NuA4 histone acetyltransferase complex
Molecular function (GO): transcription corepressor activity
Source: RefSeq, a predicted model, not a curated record